AGAAAAUAAACAAUAAACAAUGCGGUGCCAGUGUGUAGAACAACAACAAAACAAGAACAACCACAACAGGCAGUGUGCAAGUGGAUACCUCUCAAUGGCCGCCACUACAACAACAACAACAACACUAGCAACAACCAUCAAUAUAAGCAACAACCACAACAACAACAACAAUCCCAGCAGCAACAGCAACAACAACAAUCACAUUGUAACGGUACACGCCGUUUUAAACACACCCACCUCCGCAGCAGCAGCAGCAGCAGCGAGCGCUGCAGACGCGGCAACUGUUGCCAUAGCUAAGGACAUGCUGCAGCUUCAUCAUGGCGCCGCUGCAGCGUUAAACAACAAUAACAAUAACAAUAGCAGCGUCGAACUGGCCAGCAACAAUCAAAAUAACAACAACAACAACAAUAACAACAACAUCAACUCAGCAAACCACCCACCUGCCAAUGUAGUCGUAUCGAGUGGCAUCAGCUCCAGCUCCCCGCCGACGAAUGCUUACGGUGUGCUGCGCUUCAAUGAGGACUUGCUCCAUAUAACGGACGAGGUGACCGUCAUUGGACGCAAUUCAUCCACAUCGCUGGUGCACUUCAACGUGGCCGAGAACAAUUUGGUCUCUCGUAAACAUUUCCAGGUGCUCUACGAACCCGAGCGGCGCGCCUUCUUUGUGCAGUGCCUCAGCAAGAAUGGCAUCUUCGUUGAUGACUUUCUGCAGCGGCGCAAUGUGGAUCCACUGCGACUGCCCCAACGCUGCUUCUUUCGAUUUCCGAGCACCGAGAUACGCAUCGAAUUCGAGAGCUUUGUAGCCGCACCGGCGGACAUUACGCCGGAGGUAGCCCCAGUGUUGAGCAGUCCGGCAGCAGUUGGGACGGCGGGCGCUCAUGUUAUUAUAACUCCACCGCCACGUGACGAACUGCACUCGCUGCAGGCGUCGCAUCAUCACAGCCAGCAGCAGCAGCAGCCAGCGCAUCACUUGCAGCAGCAGCAGCAGCAGGCACAGCAACAACAACAACCGCUGCCGCCGCAUCACCCACUCCCACACACACCACACCACCCGCUUCACCACACAACUCUGCAGCAGCAGCAGCGCCUACCAGGAGCACCGCCCACAGCAUCCCAACUGUUGACAACCGGCGCUGAUGGAGCUGCCAUCUACUCACCGCUUAAGAUUUCAAUACCCAAGAAGGAGCAAAAGAGCCCCUAUCUAUCGCCAACCGGUACAAUCAGCGCUGCCAAUAGUUGUCCGGCUAGUCCUCGUCAGGGUUUUCAUCAGAAUCAAACCAACAGCUACAACAAUUAUAGCAACAACAACACGCAGGAUCUAUUCCAGACACCGUCUACCGCCAGUUAUAACCACAAUGAGAAGCCGCCGUAUAGCUACGCUCAGCUGAUUGUCCAAGCCAUAUCUGCCGCUCCGGACAAGCAGCUGACACUCUCGGGCAUUUAUUCGUUCAUUGUCAAGCAUUAUCCCUACUACCGCAAGGAGACAAACAAGGGCUGGCAGAAUUCCAUACGACAUAAUCUCAGUUUAAAUAGGUAUUUCAUCAAGGUUGCGCGCUCGCAGGAUGAGCCCGGCAAGGGCUCCUUCUGGCGCAUCGAUCCGGACAGCGGCGCCAAGUUGAUCGAUCACAGUUACAAGAAGCGUCGCCAGCGCAGCAGUCAGGGCUUCCGUCCGCCCUACGGCAUGCCGCGCUCGGCGCCCGUCUCGCCCAGUCAUAUGGAUAACUCACGCGAGAGCUCGCCGCUUCAGGACAUUGUGCUGCAAUCGGCGCCCGGCUCACCGGGCAUGUCACUCGAGCAGCGUGCCGCCGAUGCUGAAAUCAUCUACAACUCUCAAAAUGCACACCAGCAACAGCAACAGCAGCAGCAACAACAACAGCAACAGCCGCCACAGACGAUGGCCAAUAAUUCCAAUCAAUUCAAUAGCGGCAGUCCGUACUAUGUAACCAAUCAAAAUGCCGGCGUCAGUGUGCAGCAGGCGCAUGUGGAUGGGGUUGGCGGAGGCGCAGCCGGAGGAGUUGGCGCUUUGAUUGCGCUUAAGCGAAAUCAUGUAAUGGCCGUGUCGCAUCCGGCGCCGGCGCCGCCAACGCUAAAUCAGCAGCAGACGCAACAGCAGCCGCAGCAGCAUCCUGAGAUUAUAUACGAAGAGCUGCCGACCGAUUAUAGCGGUCACAUUGAGGCGGCGGGCGAGGAGGAGUGCGUCUCAGCGGAUGCCACCGCGGCCAAGCGUCCCAAGUACGUCUCCGAGGUGCUCUGAUGCGUACGCAUACAGAAGCAGAAACACAACAAAGGCAAAUAAUAAUACGCAGAGAAAGAAUCGCAGCUGUUGGAGCUGCAACCGCAGCAGCGUCAACGUCGCCGACGACGACGGAGGCGGAGGUGGAGGCGGCGGCGAGCAGAUGAAGAAACUCAGAACCGUUAGAGAAAGCAAGCAAGAAAUGCAAAACAAAGCCCACUUUAAGCAAAUUUCUAGAAAGCAACAAAAAAAAAAAACUAAAACUAAAACAAAAACAAGAAGAAAAAGUAUCUCCAUCUUGUAUAUUGAAUUUGCCAAUCCCGAACAUCAAGCGAGAAUCCAAGCGGAAGCCCCAACAAAAAUUGAUACGAAAAUGUUUAUAAAUAGAACUGUGAAAUUGUGUUGUUUUAAGGUGUUGACCGUACAACGGUUAAACGGCAUGCAAACACUUUCAAAAAAAAAAAGAAAGCCCCCAUAUUUACGACUUAACCCUUAGCUCUGACGAAUUCAAUAUGCUCGAUGACGCUACUCUCUAAGUACAUAUAAUAAAUAUUAAGAUUUAAAUCGAAGUAAUGCAAAAAUAACACAAAAA
Drosophila novamexicana is the source of this 2825-nucleotide messenger RNA. RefSeq names its product forkhead box protein K2 (gene FoxK). Gene Ontology annotation, biological process: regulation of transcription by RNA polymerase II. Bases 20 to 2254 code for a protein of 744 amino acids. Gene Ontology annotation, molecular function: DNA-binding transcription factor activity, RNA polymerase II-specific; RNA polymerase II cis-regulatory region sequence-specific DNA binding; protein binding. The transcript is spliced from 9 exons. The record is from RefSeq and is a predicted model, not a curated record. NCBI's taxonomy places the organism in Eukaryota, Metazoa, Arthropoda, Insecta, Diptera, Drosophilidae.